Fusarium sp. VM40 is the source of this 1041-nucleotide messenger RNA. NCBI's taxonomy places the organism in Eukaryota, Fungi, Ascomycota, Sordariomycetes, Hypocreales, Nectriaceae. The record is from the annotation of a GenBank genome assembly.
AUGACCCCAAGCCAGAAACCUACAAUUCUCCAUAUUGGAGACCCGAUCAAAUACAACCAUGAUCUAUACAAGGCCCUGGAACAGAAAUUUAACAUCAUACGUCCAUCGGAGGAAGAACGCCAACGAGGUCCAUUUCUAGAAGCCCUCCGCCAAAAGAAAUGGGGUGACUUCCAAGCUGUCAUGCGGCCUUUCUGGAUCACAGGCGGAGAAAUGGGUCGUUGGGACAAAGAGUUAAUUCCCCUCCUGCCAGAGUCCGUCAAGGUGUAUGCCUCAGCCGGAGCUGGCUAUGACUGGGCUGAUGUCGACGUUUUGGCUGAAGCAGGUAUCGUGUACUGCAAUGGCGCAGCUGCAUCCUCAGAGGCGGUGGCUGACAUGGCGCUCUAUCAUAUCAUCUCUGUAUUUCGAAAUAUGCAGUGGAGUAAUAUGGCCGCGAGGGGUAGUGAAGAGGACUUUCGAGAUGCGCAUGCUCAUACACAGCUUACAGCUUAUAACCCCCGAGGGCAUACUCUAGGAAUGGUCGGUCUAGGAAACAUUGGCUAUCAAAUCGCUCUCAAGACCUGCAAAGCCCUCGGCAUGCGGAUUGUAUAUCAUGACCCGUUCCGCAAGACCCCCGAGCAAGAAGCCGCUAUUGAGGCGACAUACUACCCCAAGCUCGACGACAUGCUAGCCAUCGCAGACUGUAUUCUCAUCGCUGCUCCGGGAGCAGGAGGCAAGAAAGUCAUCAGUCGACCAGAACUUUCCAAGAUGAAAAAAGGGUCGCGGCUGGUGAAUAUCGCACGAGGGAGUUUGGUAGAUGAAGAAGCUGUGGCAGACGCUAUGGACUCUGGGCAUUUAUUUGCAGUUGGACUUGAUGUGUUUGAGGAUGAGCCGAGACCUAACCCUAGGUUGCAGAAGAUGCGGAAUGCGUCUUUGACAUGCCAUACAGCUGGGGGUGCGCUUGAGACUUCGAUUGGUUUCGAGAGGCUGGCCAUGGAGAAUGUUAUGGCUGUGCUAGAGGGCAAGGAACCUAUUACAUCUGUUAAUAGGCACUUGUUCAAGUAG